AUGCCGUGCUGUCGCGCUCCUCGAAAAAGCGAGGAGACAAGGCAACCUGGAGCGAAUCGCUUUUUGACAGCUUUGCUUCAGCAUCAGCAAAAUGAAGACGAACGCAAUCGCGGAACAAAGGACCUCAACCAACGCGCUCCAACCCCAAAACAACUACGUCAAGAAACGAGCGCGGAUCCCUCCUCGCCACGUUGUUGGAGUAAACUUUCGAUGUUUUGCAAGAAAGGCGCCUGA
This is a messenger RNA of Plasmopara halstedii, 234 nucleotides long. RefSeq lists its product as uncharacterized. Bases 1 to 234 code for a protein of 77 amino acids. The transcript is spliced from 2 exons. The record is from RefSeq and is a predicted model, not a curated record. Lineage: Eukaryota; Oomycota; Peronosporomycetes; Peronosporales; Peronosporaceae.